UCUCCGGUCAGAACCACCUGUCACCUCCAACGACACGGAAAUCGCGCGCGCGUGGAAUCUUUUUGUGCCGAGUGUCAAUUGGAGUUAGCCCCUUGGUCAGCCGAUUUCGCAUCCGAUUUCGUACAUCCGUCCGGACAAGAUAUGGCCAAAUACUCGAUACUGCUGCUGCUAAUCGCUGCAGUUGCGCAGGAACUCACUGUAACGGCUGCGCAAGAUUUGCCCGAAGGCUUUCCCAAGUGCAAACGGGAUGCGAACUUUGACAAGUGCCUGGUGGACGCGGUCAAUGUGGCGAUACAGCAGCUGAAAGCUGGCAACAAGGAGUUCGGAAUCCCACCCCUCGAGCCGCUGACCGUGAAGAAACUCGUUAUAGACGCCGGCAAUGCGCCAAUAAAUCUGCGCCAGGCCUUGAAGAAUGUGAAGGUGCACGACAUGAUCUCCACCAGCAAGAUUCAGCGGUACAGAACCGACCUGGAUAAGCACUUGAUUAUCUGUGAUAGCCAAACGGACCGUAUUGAGAUGAUCGGCGACUACGAGAUGUCUGGCCGCAUCCUUUUGCUGCCCAUCACGGGUCAUGGAAAGGCCAAUGUCACGCUGAUCAACACCAAGAUCGAGCAUCGCCUGAUUGGCGAGCCCUUCGAGAAGGAUGGCGUCAAGUACAUGCGCCUCAAGGAUUACCGGGUGUCAUUCGAUCCCAAGAGGGUGUACAUGAACUUCGAGAACCUUUUCAACGACAAAACCCUGUCAGAGGGCAUGAAUCGAUUCCUCAACGAGAACUGGGAGACGGUGUUCAACGAGCUGAAGGUGGGAUAUGCCAAGAGCUUUGGCAUCAUAUUCCGAGAGCUGUCGAACAAACUGUUUGAGAAGGUGCCCUUCGAUAACAUAUUCUUAAGUUAAGAGCUUCCAGCUAUCACUUACCUGUUGGGUAAUGCCUAAUUUAUGUUACUACAUAGUUAAUAAAGGAAUAAAACAUGACACUUUGAUUUA
Drosophila biarmipes is the source of this 984-nucleotide messenger RNA. It is a transcript of the gene Jhbp12, whose product is annotated as protein takeout. The record is from RefSeq and is a predicted model, not a curated record. NCBI's taxonomy places the organism in Eukaryota, Metazoa, Arthropoda, Insecta, Diptera, Drosophilidae. The coding region runs from base 142 to 894 and encodes 250 amino acids. The transcript has 4 exons.